UUAAACAACGUCAACCUGCAAAUCCAACACCUUUUUCAUAUUUUACCCGAUUUCUGCCUCUUUAUUUAUUUUUUCACAGAAUAAAUAAAUACUCAUUGAUUUUUACGGAGAGUCGUAGCAUUAUUACAGGGGUGAGGAGGGACAAUAUAGAGCUGAUGAAUAAUCGACUGGAGGGCAAAGCAAUAAUAAGAAGAAGAAGAUAAAGGAAUUAUCAGAUCAAUAGCACAGAUUUAUAUAUUUUUCAUAUCAAUGGCUACGGAGACAAAAAGCUGUGUGGUGAAGGUGAGGCCGAGCCUGCAAGAUGGUCCUUCCAAAGGAAAGUUGAAUUCUUCUGCCGCCAACAGGAAGAAGGUUGAGGGCUCAAUCAAACAGCCUAUUGAUUCAAAGCAGAAAUCUGUGACUACUGUAGUCAAAACUGAGGUUAAGUCGAAAACAACAUCAGCAUCAGCAAAAACAACAACAAAGACUACUACCAGAGUAAGAGAGAAGAAAGUGUACACUUUGCCCGGUCAGAAAUGUGAUCCUCCUGAAGAGAGAGAACCCCUGAGGAUUUUCUAUGAGUCAUUGUCAAAACAGAUCCCCACAAGCGAAAUGGCAGAAUUUUGGAUGAUGGAGCAUGGAUUGCUCUCCUCUGAAAGAGCUAAAAAGGCAUAUGAGAAGAAGCAGAGAAGGCAAAAGGAACUUCGGAUGGGAACUCCUAUUAAAUCUUUAAAACCACUUAGUAAACCUGAGAGUUCACAGAAGCAACAGCAGGCAUCAAAGAAUGGCAAUUUGAAAGCUAAGAAAAGAAUAAUUAAUGAGAGUGAUGAUGAUGACGAAUUCAUUCUGAGCCCCAAGAGAAGGAAAGGGUAAGGAGGAAAAGCCCUCUCACUGUCUGUAACGGUGUAAUACUAGAAAUUACAUCAUUUAUAUUCCUUUGCAUUAACCGCAAAGAGGCAGGCGUCUUUUAAACAGUCUAACAAUUGAUAAGAGACAUUCUUUUAUUUUCUAACUUGUUGGAAUAAUGAACCAAGAAAAAAAAGUACUGAAUCCACUUUCAUUUGGUGAUUUUCUAA
Messenger RNA from Juglans regia (Persian walnut), 1055 nucleotides. RefSeq lists its product as uncharacterized. The transcript is spliced from 4 exons. The record is from RefSeq and is a predicted model, not a curated record. Lineage: Eukaryota; Viridiplantae; Streptophyta; Magnoliopsida; Fagales; Juglandaceae. Bases 250 to 852 code for a protein of 200 amino acids.